AUGGCGCCCUCGGCUGAAAACCACAGUCGCUCGCACAGUCUUUUGCUCUUCCAGAAACUCUUGAACUUGAGAGACGGCGCCAGUCCUCUGACUCUUGUGCUGGAUAACCUUGAGCAGAGUGCUGCGCCUGUUCUGCGGGAGUUUGUCUCCAGAGCCAAGAUUGCGAAGGCCAAGGUCAUCCUGCUCUCGUUCGCGACCCUUAAGCGGCCACGAGAUGUUGACGUCGUCGUGAGAGCCCGAGGCAAGAAUCUCAAGGCCCUUAGGGGAGAGAUACUCUCACAUUACCCCAAGAUAGAUCCUGCCGCCGCCAAGAGUGCUUCAUCUCAAAAAACCGUUGUGCUGCUUGACUCACUCAACGAGCUCGCCACAGCGGCACCUCAGAUCAUGCCAACUUUCCUGUCAAGUAUUGUCAUGCCAACGGUAUCCCUAGUAGCGGUGUACCACGCUGAUGUGCCCAUUGUUCUCCCGCGAUCGGUGAGCGAGUACGAGCCUCAUCCUCUGACCGUCCUCUCCCACUUAGCCACCUCCAUUCUUCGGCUAUCUAGUUUGCGUCAGGAGAUCGAGCGCCAGAGGGCGAGAAACAGGAGUCUCCAAGAGCCGGAAUGGGGGCUAGGAGAGGGCCGUGAAGGCGUCCUCAUCGGUCUCAAGGGCGACACCAAAUCCGAGGAUUACCACGGUGUGGUCGUUGAGAUGGAGAUUAGGAGGCGAAGUGGACGUGCCAUGGCGGAAAAGUUUGUUGUGUUGCCACAGGUAGGCCAGACUACAACUGCUGCCUCCUCGAAGGGAUCCAAGAUUUUCCUCCUCUCGGAGCACCCUAUGUUCGCUGCCCCUGAGGGUACUGGCGCUACGAGCACCGGGGAUGGAGAGGACGAGGAGCCGGAGAGCACAUUCAACCUAGGGCUUACGGAGAAGCAACGGCGGGAUAGGGAGGGCAUUGUGCUGCCUUACUUUGAUGCGCAGACGGACAUAGGGGCGGGAGAGGGUGGUAGGAUUUUGUACGAGAUGGGCAGGGAGGAUGACUUUGAUGACGAAGAAGACGAGAUUUAG
This is a messenger RNA of Colletotrichum spaethianum, 1047 nucleotides long. Its product is annotated as elongator complex protein 5. Gene Ontology annotation, cellular component: elongator holoenzyme complex; nucleus; cytosol. The transcript is spliced from 3 exons. The coding region runs from base 1 to 1047 and encodes 348 amino acids. Lineage: Eukaryota; Fungi; Ascomycota; Sordariomycetes; Glomerellales; Glomerellaceae. Gene Ontology annotation, molecular function: tRNA binding. The record is from RefSeq and is a predicted model, not a curated record. Gene Ontology annotation, biological process: tRNA wobble uridine modification.